Messenger RNA from Drosophila serrata, 5203 nucleotides. RefSeq names its product VWFA and cache domain-containing protein CG16868. The record is from RefSeq and is a predicted model, not a curated record. Gene Ontology annotation, cellular component: voltage-gated calcium channel complex. Lineage: Eukaryota; Metazoa; Arthropoda; Insecta; Diptera; Drosophilidae. Gene Ontology annotation, molecular function: voltage-gated calcium channel activity.
CAUCUAGAUGGAAUUUUUUUUAGAAAGAACUGCAGUUUGACAAAACUAUUUAUUUAUUUAGUUUAAAAAAAGGAUAAUUAUGUUGUUUCUAUGUUAAAUGUGUGUUGUCCCUGUGCAAGUAACCCAUGUCCACGUCUAUGUCCAGCUUUACGUUAGCGCAGCUACGAAAUAUCUGUUAAGAAAUUUCAUAAACAAAACGGCGUGGAGGUCGGGGUGAUCCUGGUAUGCGGUAAGCCGAUGAGCAUGUACCAGUGGCCGCGCAGCUUCCAGGAUACCCGAAAUCAUGUGGCCCAGCUGCAGCUUCCAUAUUACGCUGCUCGCCCUGGGCGCGUUGGCGUCCACGACUAGCAGUCAACAAGUUCCUCUAGCCAUAGCCAACACAACUAGCAACAAAGUGCCUACGGAUGCCGGGGGAGACGUGGUCGCCGGCUUCAUGCCGCUGCAGCAGUCGCCAGCCAGCAUAUUCUUCGUGAACUACAAUCAGCAGAAUGCCAUGCAGUUGCGACACAGCAUGGAGGGCAAGCUUCGGAACAUACGCAAUGUGGAAAUGCGUGUGGCCAAGAUCCAGGAAAUCUUUGACUCUAUGCAUAUGACCAGCGCCAAUGGAGGAGGUGGGGCACCAGUUCGCCAGACCGUAAACAACAACGAGAGCGGACUGGCCAAUUCCCAAUUGCAGCGGGAUUUACAGCUGUUCAGCAGUCGCCUUGGCAAGAAGCUGCAAAAGGCCACACAUGUUGUGCUGGAACUACGCGAACUCCUGCGUUACAACCUGACCAAGGUCUGGCAAUACAGCUACGACGAUGAGGAUGAGGAGGAGAGCGAACUGGAUCUGGAGAUGGAGAUGGAGGACCUACAUGCCAGAAACACUGCCUCACCAUCCACGGAUCAUAUGCAGCUCUAUUUGAACAGCCAAAUCGAGAGCUGUCAGCCUGACGACUAUGACACCGAGGUGGAUGCUAUCUCAGGGUCCUCGUCCUCGGCCCAGUCAAUUCAUUACAACAAGCAGCAGAUCCAAAUCCUCAACUAUCUCAAGUCGGACGAUGGGCGCGCCACGUUCCUAAACGAGAACAAUGCCCGUUCCCUAGCGGUCAACGGCUACAUAUCGGAUCAGCUGAUCCAACUUAAGCGCAGGCUCAGUCGAAGCGAGGCGGAUAAAUCGAAUAGCAAGCCCAGCAGCGGCAACCACUUCAAGCAUAUCUACUUCCUGUCCAAUUCGGACGGGGCCUCUGCCAGCCUCCAUUUUCGGCAGCUCUACGUUUCAGCCAUUAAGCAAAAGUACGUUCUGCUCCUGAUCGACGUGGGAUCGGCACUAAAUUCUGAAUUGUUUGACCUAACAAAGAGCUUUGUUCACGAGAUGCUUCAGCUGCUGGAGGAUACGGAUAAGGUCUCCCUGGUGACCGUUUCCAGCGAGGCGAGCUUUAUGUCCCUGGAAGCAUUUCCCGCUGAGGCUGGCCACGGUAUCUACAGUGCCACGCGUGGCCACAAGGAGGAGAUCAUCAGCUACAUAAAUAACUUGAGCCGGGCUCAGGCCCUUACAAAUCACUCAUUGGGUUUUGAGUACGCCUUCGACUUGCUGCAUCGACUGCAGCAAUCGGGAAUGAUAAACACAGCCGACCAACCAGUGGAGUUUGUCUACGUUACGCGCGGUCUAUUGACCAACUUAUCCGAUGCCAUGGCCGUGCUGCGAGUGGUGGCUGAGGGUCAGCGACGGCUCAAGGCUCCGGUGAUCAUUAACACCUGUGCCGUGGUACUUGACGAGAAGCGGAUUAUGUACGAGAAGCAGUUUCUGAGCGAUGUGGCCACGCAGAACUACACCAAGUACGAGAUUGAUGUGACCAGUUGGUGGCCCAGGGCAGGACAGCAGGCAACGCAGUUGGCUGGGCGCUUUUUCGUGUUAAGCAAACUGCACGCGGAGACGUCGCUGCCCCAAACAAGUUCGCGGAUAUUUGGUCAGCUCUUUCAAGAGCACUAUCUAACGGAUACAUUGGAGGUUCAUCCCCCGGUUGUGGACGCAGACAGUGGAGAUGUCCUUGUCUCUAUAACGCAUGCCGUUCCUCCGUACGGCGUUGUGGGCGUAAACUUGUACCUGGCGGAUCUGCUAGAGGAUCUGCUUAACUAUCCCAGUGCUGCUGCCUCUAGUGCCAAGCAGGGAGGCAGUGGCUAUGCCUUUCUACUUGAUCGGUCCACGGGAAACACUCUUGCCCAUCCGGCAUUUCCGCGGCCACUGAUCCAGCGCGAGACCUCGUAUCCAGUGAAUAUAGCUUACCUGGAGAACGCCACCGACUUCUCCAGUCUGAUACGGGAGCGCCUCCUACACGAGGAGAACGGCAAUGCCACCGCCGAUGUAUAUGUUGGAAAGCAGCGCCUACAGCGCACCUACCACUGGCAGUCAGUGCUGGGCUUCUACGUGCUGUGCCUGGUGAGCAACGGGGGCGACUCGCUGAGGAAUGCCUCUAACACGGGAUCGCAACGAUAUAACCUAAAGGACACCGUGUCCAACUAUGAGCCUGGAUAUUAUGGAGAGAGCAUGGAUUUGUUGUACCACCGCCUGGACCUCAACCAGGCCGGCAGCGGGCAGCCAAAGAUUUGUCGCUACUUUAGACAAAUGGCAACCUUGGACGCUCCCACUCUUUUCCUUAGUGCCGCUGCCUUCGAGUCUCCAUUUGGAUUCCUGCACAACAAUCGACCGCGCACCCAGCUUCGCCAUGUUGAGUCCAUAAUGGCCUAUCUUCGCGAUUCGAGUGGUCUGCUGGCCAAUCCCGGGCUGCGUCCCAGCAUCCGCCACGAGGUGAGUGUGCUCUAUCAAGCAAUGCAGCAGCUGCGCCGCCGGCACCAGGAUACCAGAGGAUCACUGCGCAGCCACAUCAUUCGCCGGUACAUGGCCAGCGUGAGCGGAGUGCUGCAAUUGUACCCGGGCUGCUUGCUCAGCAGCAGCUACGAUCCCACCCGGCGUCCUUGGUUCCGUCAGGCGCUGGCUCAGCCGGGCAAGAUUGUGAGCACAGCUCCAUACCUGGAUGCGGGUGGAGCGGGAUACAUUAUCACCAUCGCGCACACCAUCUUCGAAGGCAAGGCACAUGCGCUGCACUCUGUUCAGCAGGACAGGCCCAUUGGAGUGGUAGCCUUGGACGUCCCUUAUGCCUUUUAUUACCGACUGAUCCUUGAGGGUACACCGCUCUGCCAGCUGCCCCACAUGAAGUGUCUGAUAUUCGAGCACGAGGGCUAUCUGUUGGCCCAUCCCAGCAUGCUGCAACCGACUACGGCGACGAGAAAUCAACGCCGUCCGCACGAGCACCUAACACACAAGGAGUCCUACCUGGCCAACGACGUGCUCAAUCACGGCCAGCUGGUUAGGAAGCUGGGCUGCGCCAGCUACCAGAAUCGCACACUACAACGCUUCUAUGCCUUCAACACCUCGCUGGCCACCAUUCUAGGCAACGUGGUGCAUGGCGAGCGGACCAAGUACGCAAUUGCCCUGAUUCGGGGCAGCAACCUCUUCGCCGCCGUGCUUAACUCUAGCUGCGAUGGAGGUGCCUUUUGUCCGUGUAGCACCAUCGAUCGGGAGUGUCUAAACUGCAAGCGCAUGGACCAAACGGACUGCGAGUGCCCCUGCGAAUGUCCCAUGGUGGGCGACAGCAGCUCGCCCUCCUCCCUCGCCUACUAUGCCAACUACACGCACCAAUUCCCCUACUGUCCGCCACCGAGUGAGCACUUUAUAGCGCUGCCACCGACCACGCAGCUGCUCAGCGCCCUGCCCAGUUGUCCAGGAUCGGCGGGCACCUGCGAUGCGUAUUCCACGCAAAGGGAAUGCCUUGGAGUGAUGGGCUGCGAGUGGUGCCAGCAGGAUGUAGAGGGCAAUAGCUUCUCUACAGCCUUCUGUGCCUCGCAGGCCAGCUGUUUCAAUGGUGUUCUUGCCUCCCUUACUCCGUAUGGCGAGUUAGACGAGUUGGAGCUGCUGGCUGCCCACAAUCCUCAGCGGGAGCAGCACGCCUACUCUGCCUUCGGACCACUUGGUGGAGCCAUCAUAGUCCUCGCCAUGGUUAUCGGGUUCGCCAUCUAUUGUUACAGACACAACCUCGAUGCCCAGACUCAGGAGCAGUUUUACGUGGAUUCCGUUCAGGAGGAGAACUACGGUCUGCCGCUCUCCAGAUUCAACUUUGACGAUUGCAAGGCGCACGAUGAGCCUCCCCUGGGCGGGGGCUAUGACCAUGCGGCAGCUCAGCGACAGCUGAUGAAUGCAGCGGAUAUAUCUCCAUAUCACGUGUCCAGCGGCAGCAGCUAUCGCCGGCCUCCCAAUGGAGAGUCGGAUCAUGGCUACAGCACCAUGACGCCGCAUGAAGACAGUUCUGACCAGCAGUGCUUCACGCUGGCGGAGCCCCUUCUGCUGCACGACAAGCGGCACAGCAAGUCGGACACCAUGUCCAUAUCCACCUCCAUAUCGAGUCCAACGAACCGACAACAGUCCUCCACGCAACCCAACACCCAUCCGUACUUGAGCAAUCAGCCGACCUCGAAGACGGAGCGGUACAAGCAGCAGGUACAGGCGACGCCCUCGCCCUCCCGCGACCGCGACCGAAGUUGUGUCUACGGUCAGACCACGUUGCCCCUCGAGGCGGACGAGUCCAGGCCCCAUUACAUAUUGGCGCCCGUGACCGUGCAUCGGCACAUGGAGACGGCCGAGUCGUAGUCGUUGUUAAGUUUUAGAGCGUAAGAUGUCCGCUUGUUUGCCAAUUUAGCUGUGUAAGUUACCAACCUGGCAGUUCAACUGCCACCAGAGAGACCAGUUCGCAUUCCACGCAUGCUCGCUCGAUGGACUCCAGUUCCGGCCCCAAUGUAUCUAUUAUCUAUUAACUAUUAUUACUACUAUUAGACCGUAUAUGAGUACGAGUCAAACACCAACUAUUAAGUGAUGACAUUGUUUCUGCCAUUUUUGAUCGAUGUAUUGUAUUGUAUUUUACUGUAAUUUAUUGCAAAAGUAUUACUACUAUUAUGUAUGUGCAGCCACUAUAUAUACUUCCAAUAUUUUUAGCAUUUAUUUGAUAAGCACCAACCAACCAAGCAAUGUACUUACUUGUCUGAGAAUGUAAGAUACCAUGUCGUAUACCGUUUUUUGUAAAAUGUAGCUCCUAAGCUCUAUCAAGUUACUAACUACCGAUUUUAGUACUACACUUCUAUAACAUAAACAUAAUAGCAUUGUACGUUUCAA